AUGACUCAAGGGAACCAGAACGCUUUUUCGAACGAUGGCCAAAGCCCAAAACCACACUUCCAUGACAAAAAUAACGAUGAGUUCGUUGCUAACGAGCGCUGGUACUACCCGGAUGACAUUGCGAAUGACUUGAAGGAUGUCGACCUUCCGUCCAGGACCAAAGAGGAGGUUUUCGCAACGGCUUGGGAAUACGCUCGCUGUGUGAUCCCUGAACAUACCAACUGGUCGCGGUAUGUUGCCUUCAUGCGCACUAUUGUCAUAGGCAUCGUUGCAGAAUUUCGCGGUGGCCUUACGGAUGUGGUCAAAAACGACGAUAGGAUUUUGGGUUAUAGCCUCACUGAAGUGCUUAACACAUUAUGUGGCGGAGCAGUAGGCUAUGCCGAGAUGUGCCGCGAAUACCGCUGUUUCAUAUUGAUGUCUUCGCAAAAGUCAAGCCAACAGACGAACACCACGCUGUUUCGCCGUUACAGUAAAGCUCUGUCUAAGAGUCCUUGGCAAUUCUUCCGCAUGCGGGAUACUGAUGCACUCGCCCGCUUCACCAUUGGUGCUGCUCUAGUUUGCAACGACAUUGAUGACAUCUGGUUUACAGAAUGCCAAUUUGACAUCAUGGCCGAAAUGGGUAACACGAUGUACGACGGGGUAGCUUAUCCUAAGCACCGCUCCGAGGGAGAGGUCAACAGUACAUUUGCAUACGUCCCUGAAAACAGGCGCGUGCUAGCCUUUCACAGAUGCCGCGAAGCACUCUGGGCUUUGGACGUAGCGUGGGCGAGAAGGCCCGAGAUGAGGUGCGUAAUCAACUUCAUCCGCUUCUUUGGUGGCCCAAUUCAUGUGAUGAUGCGACGAUACCGCUUCGUGGAGGAAGGCCUUACCCUAGGCAAACCCGACACAAAGAACGUUAUUGCGCAGACACGGAGGAACAUCAAGCUAUGGAACAGGCUUGAUGAACAAGAAGGCAUGAAGGAGCAGAGACCUGAGCACUAUCGCCUCGUGCUUGAGCGAGAAGAGUCACUGUUAUUCAGUGGCCUAAAGGCAAUGCUGGAAAACGCUGACCAGACCUUGUGUUCUGAAUGUGAAUAUCCUGAAAGAUAUGGUGCACCAAAAGAUCAUACCUUUGGCGGGGUUUCUCUUUGUGCUAGGUGUCAGCAGGAAUGGGUGGAGUAUACAGAAAGUGUGCUCAAGCGCAUGGCCGAAGCUUUUCCAGAGACUGCCGAGAUCAUCUGCGGAAACGAGAUGCGAGCGACAUCUUUAGUCGCACCGUGA
Molecule: messenger RNA, 1260 nt
Organism: Bipolaris maydis ATCC 48331
Lineage: Eukaryota; Fungi; Ascomycota; Dothideomycetes; Pleosporales; Pleosporaceae
Source: RefSeq, a predicted model, not a curated record